Molecule: messenger RNA, 1244 nt
Organism: Carica papaya (papaya)
Lineage: Eukaryota; Viridiplantae; Streptophyta; Magnoliopsida; Brassicales; Caricaceae
Product: mitochondrial import inner membrane translocase subunit PAM16 like 2
Biological process (GO): protein import into mitochondrial matrix
Cellular component (GO): TIM23 mitochondrial import inner membrane translocase complex
Source: RefSeq, a predicted model, not a curated record
UCUUCUCACGAACGACCAAAGCCCUCGAAUCUUCUUCUUCCUUCAUGCAGCGGCGAAUUUCCUCCAGAGCCGUUCUUUCAUUUUCCUCUCAAGAAAACCUAAAGCCUCUUUCUCCCACCUCAUUCUCUCUGGUCGCUGGAAUUUCUCUGCCUGCCAUUUUUUUUGUUUCCCAAAAAUCGAGUCUCCCCCUGGUUCGUGCAACAUUUGAAGAAUAUCGAAACUAGAAACACUAAAAGGGAAAAAAAGAAAACAGCAAUUAAUCGCGCCUUCGAUUUUCAUUGCAAUCAAAUAUUUCGAUUCUUCAAGCAGGUUUCUGGAUUCUGAAGUGAUCUAUAUUUUCCCUGAGAUCCUGCAUAUUUGUCUGCCAAUAUUUGGAGAUGGCUGCCAAGAUUCUUGCCAACUUGAUCGUGAUGGGUUCUGGAAUACUCGCAAGGGCUAUGGUUCAGGCUUACCGUCAGGCACUUGCAAAUGCAUCAAAAUCUGGUGUUGCUCAAGAAACAGUGCAGAAUAUCAGGAGAGUAAAUAAAAUAAUGGCUGAACCAGAAGCAAGGCAGAUACUUGGUGUAACUGAGCAUUCAUCAUGGGAGGAGAUUCUACAGAAAUAUGACAACUUGUUCGAACAGAAUGCAAAGAAUGGGAGCUUUUACCUCCAAUCAAAGGUUCAUCGAGCUAAAGAAUGCUUGGAAGAAGUUUAUCAAAAGAAAGGUCAGGGGACUACAGAUGCAUAACUGGGGGAGGUGAUUGUGGUUACUCUUCACACUUGAAUUGUAACCUCGAAUAUACAAUUCUGAUUUUUAGAAAAUGAGGCAAAACUAAGUUUUAUUACGUGGGAGUUGUAUAUGGAAUGUGGUAGAGUCAAGUGGAGUAUUAAAUCUCUACAGCUGAAGAUCCCAUUGGGGGCUUGGGUUGGGUGUACACCUAGGAGGCCGGUAUAUAGAUAUAAACAUGCUGAUAUUUGUUAUGGUUAGGAAAAAUAAGCACCUGACGAUCUUCAUAACUAAGCCUAUUUUGCAUCAUUCACUGGCUAAUUGGUAGUUGUAAGAUAUUGAAUCUUUUUUGCAAUUUUUUCCACUUUCUGAUGUCAUGAGGCAAGUUCUUUCCUUAGGCGAUGGUAUUGUUGGAUACAAAAAAUUGUACCUUUUAUGUGGGCAUACUGCCGUUAUCAUUAUAAGGUCACAAUAAACGUGACAUUUUCUCUCGUAGUGUGAUCUGUUGCAAGAAUAAAUAUCUUCUUAUUGUAGUGA